Molecule: messenger RNA, 732 nt
Organism: Scutellospora calospora
Lineage: Eukaryota; Fungi; Glomeromycota; Glomeromycetes; Diversisporales; Gigasporaceae
Source: the annotation of a GenBank genome assembly
GCGUUCGUACGGAAUGGAGCUCGCGUUUAUAUUGCUUCUAGAAAAAAAAAGAUUCUUGAUAUAGCUGCGGCCGAGUUAAAUGCAUUGGGCCCAGGAGAAUGUUACGCAAUUGAAGCAAAUCUCAACUCUAAAGAAGCUUGCGAGAAACUUGCAACCGAGAUUGGAGCUCGAGAAAAGGGGAAACUUGACAUUUUAGUAAAUAACGCGGGAACUGUUUUUGAUGCAACAUUAUUCGAUUUUCCUGAAAAAGAGUGGGACAAUAUUUACAAUUUGAAUGUUAAAAGCUAUAUUAGAUGUUUGCCUUUGCUAGAAAAGGCCAGUCAUAAACCAGAUGAUCCGUCAAGAGUGAUUAUUGUUGGAAGCAUUUCGGGUGAAGGUGAUCUCAGAGGAAUAGUUGAGGUUAAAAGAAUUACUUCAAUAGUUUAUAAUUCCUCCAAAGCUGCAGUUCAUAAUAUUGCAAAGAAUUUAGCAGUUCAUUUUACACCACGUGGUGUUAAUGUUAACGUUAUUGCUCCUGGGGUAAUUUUCACGGAAAUGACAUCUAACAAGGACAUUUCUUCUUGUAUUUCAGAAGUUCCACAAGGUCGUUUGGGUGUUGAAUCUGAUAUAGCAGGAUCGGCACUUUUCUUAGCUUCACAUGCAGGUAGUUGGGUUUCUGGUAUUAUUAUGCCUGUGGACGGCGGGACAUUACUGAGGAACAAAGAUCUUGGAAUGAAAAUGGCAAAAUUAUAA